AAGAAUUCUAUAUCAGAAUUCAGAAAAGACCUCCCUUUUCUGUUGCAGGAAGGACUAGGAGAUGGGAGAAGUGAAGGUCGUUGGGUCUUCUCCUAGCCUUUUCUGUUACAGAAUUGAAUGGGCUCUUAAGCUUCAAGGGAUUGAAUAUGAAUAUCUAAAAGAGGAUUUAAGAAACAAGAGUCCCUUGCUUCUCAAGUAUAAUCCAGUCCAUAAGAAGGUUCCAGUGUUCUUGCACAACGGCAGACCGAUUGCAGAGUCUCUUGUCAUCCUUGAGUACAUCGACGAGACGUGGAAGAACAAUCCUUUGCUGCCUGAAGAUCCUCAUGAGAGAGCUCUGGCACGAUUUUGGGCUAAAUUUGGAGAUGAGAAGUGUUUGAUGGGUGCAUGGGCAGCAUUAUGUGCUGAAGGACCUGAAAAGGAGAAAGCUGUAGAGACUGCGAUGGAGACACUGAACUAUCUCGAGAAGCAGAUUGAAGGGAAGAAAUUCUUUGGAGGAAAGACGAUUGGGUUUCUCGAUCUGGUGAUUGGAUGGAUCCCACACUGGCUCGAUGUGUUAGACGAAGUUGGAGGUAUGAAGCUAUUUGAUGCAGAGAGAUUCCCGUGUCUCCAUGAAUGGGCUCAGAAUUUUAUCCAAAUUCCCAUUAUCAAGGAUUGUCAUCCUCCUAGAGAUGAGAUGGUUGCCUACUUCCAAUCAAGCCGACAAUACAUGCUUUCAUUAGCUGCUAAGAAGUGAUUAAUUAUAUUUUCUUUAUCAGUUGGAGUUUUGUGAAGAUUUUACAUUUAUUAUAUAUAUAUAUAUAGAUGGUUAAA
This is a messenger RNA of Nelumbo nucifera (sacred lotus), 810 nucleotides long. RefSeq names its product putative glutathione S-transferase. Gene Ontology annotation, molecular function: glutathione transferase activity. Gene Ontology annotation, biological process: glutathione metabolic process. Lineage: Eukaryota; Viridiplantae; Streptophyta; Magnoliopsida; Proteales; Nelumbonaceae. The record is from RefSeq and is a predicted model, not a curated record. Gene Ontology annotation, cellular component: cytoplasm.